ACCGUGCAUGUGUGAGCAAUUGCUAGUUGCGACAAACGUAAAGAGGCCAAAUCACCUUUCGGAAGUUCCAUUUUAUGUUUCGUCUUGCUCUUCUCCUCUCCCCUUCCACAAGAGGAGAAGAGAAAGGAGGGCUAGGCAUAAGGUUUUAUGGUUUAUUCAAUUCACUUGAAGUUUUCAAUCCUGCUGAGUUCCUCAAACUCUCCAUCUCAAGAAUUUUAUCGAUUAGUUCAGUUUUGGAUCUGACUUUCUUAGCUGGCGCAUUACAAGUUGCCUUGGUCUCGAUGGUAUGUGCACUUGGAAAGUGGAGAAUGGCAGCUAUGGUGAGGCUUCUGGAAACUGGAAAUUUCUCAGAAAUCACAGCAGACUCCUUGCCAGAAGAAGCUAGCCGCGAGAAAUUAGCUGUUCAGUCCAUUCAUAGAGAAUUACGUGAGGCAGAUGAAGCAAAUUUGCUUGAAGAGGAAGAUAUGCAUGUUUUUGAUUGCAAACCACUGGCAGACCCUUUGCAUUUGGUUUGUUGCAAUGCUUGUAAGAGACCAAUCAAGGCCAGUCAGUAUGCUGCUCAUGCAGAGCGGUGUAGGUCAUUUAAUUCCACAGAAGAAACUGGUUUGGAGCUUGAUGGUGGCACAGGACAUAAGAAACCUCCGAGGAAGGGGAGGAAAAAAUUGCAAACAGCUCAGGAUAACCAAGCUGCUACAGUUGUGGAGCAAGAGAGGUCUGAGUCUGUGCAUGCGGAUGAUCAUGCUGUUUCAGAAUCCACUGUUGAUAACCAAACUGGAAUGAAUUAUUCCAUCUCUAGAGAGGCAAAAAGGCACUCAGUUUCUAUUGAUGGGGCUGCUGUAAUUGAUGGUUCAGGUCUUAGUCCUAGAAGUACAAACUAUUUAGCAGGUGUAUUGUCUCCUUCAAAAAGACGUACUAAGUUGAUGGAAGUUGAGGGUUUACAACCAUCUGGUGGUUUAGAAACAGCAUAUGGGGUAACUGCAAAUAUGGGCAGAAGUUGUCAGGAGGCUCAAACCUGUGGAGAAUUUUCCAAGGGAUCAAUUGCAGGAAGAGGAAAGCCUUACGAUUCUGCCGGAUAUCAAAAGCCUGGGCAGGUGUCUAAACGCAGAAUUUCAACCAAAGAUGCUCCAGUUCCUCUUGCAACCAAAGUUUACAACUUGCAAAGAAAUAAUCAUCUCCGGUCAGCUCUCUGCCAUCUUUACUUCGAAGUAUCUAAGAACUCCAGUGAUUCUCUGAGCCCAAAAGGAGUACAGGGAAUUAUGGUAUUACCAUCUCAGGAUUCAUCACCUAAGGAUUCAUCGCAUGAGAGAAUAGAUGAUCUACUGCAAAAGAAGGAUAAUACUUAUGCAUUGCAUGCUGUGCGGAAGCCUGACCAAAUACUCGCUCAAAGUUCUGAAUUGUGUUUGGGAAACUCUAGUGGACACCCAGCAGUCACAAACUUCACAAACUUCUCGGAUCAGUUUCUGGAUAAUAACUUCUCAAGACCUGGAAUCUCUAUUGAUGCUGCUCCCACGGGGAUGAUGAGAGGCAGAUAUUUUCCCGCUCCUUAUUCUUUUCCUGGCAACUCUGGGACAUCACUUGGUACCAUGCAGCAGGCUAAUGGAAGUGUUCCAGUUAUAUAGGACUCUCAAGAAAUGCUUUUCGUAGGGUAAAGUUGAUCUAUCAUUUCCCAAUUCAAGUUGUAGACCAUCCACCAUUCAUUUUGGCAUUUUCAUAUACCAUUGUUACUUCUAACAGUAGAUACCUCAUUAUCAAAGUUCCUUGUCUUAACAGUGAUACUAUGAAGCAUAGUACUGCGCCUUUAUUGUUUUU
Messenger RNA from Telopea speciosissima, 1809 nucleotides. RefSeq lists its product as uncharacterized. Gene Ontology annotation, cellular component: SAGA complex. Lineage: Eukaryota; Viridiplantae; Streptophyta; Magnoliopsida; Proteales; Proteaceae. The transcript has 13 exons. The record is from RefSeq and is a predicted model, not a curated record. The coding region runs from base 75 to 1619 and encodes 514 amino acids.